AUGUCUUUCCAGAAGCCCGAGAAGGAUUUCGGCGAGGGCCCUAAGGUCCACAAGAUCCGUAUCACCCUCACCUCGCGCAAGGUCGCCUCGCUCGAGAAGGUGUGCUCCGAGCUGGUUGAGCGUGCCAAGUCCAAGUCCCUCAGCGUCAAGGGACCCGUCCGUCUCCCUACCAAGCACCUCAAGAUCACCACCCGUAAGACUCCUAACGGUGAGGGUUCCAAGACCUGGGACACCUACGAGAUGCGCAUCCACAAGCGCCUCAUCGACCUCACCGCCCCCACUGAGGUCGUCAAGCAGAUCAUUAUCAACAUCGAGGCCGGUGUUGAGGUUGAGGUCACCAUUGCUGCUUAA
Messenger RNA from Paecilomyces variotii, 351 nucleotides. Its product is annotated as 40S ribosomal protein S10a. The transcript has 3 exons. The record is from RefSeq and is a predicted model, not a curated record. Lineage: Eukaryota; Fungi; Ascomycota; Eurotiomycetes; Eurotiales; Thermoascaceae. Gene Ontology annotation, cellular component: ribosome; cytosolic small ribosomal subunit. Gene Ontology annotation, biological process: translation. Bases 1 to 351 code for a protein of 116 amino acids. Gene Ontology annotation, molecular function: structural constituent of ribosome; RNA binding.